AUGGCCGGCCACGGAUACACGAAGACCGACCCCGCUGUCGACCGAUGGAAUGUCAUGCGGGAGGCGGUCUACCAGAACUUCCGCUGGAACAAGCGGACAGCACGCCAGGCCAUCUUCGGCAUGGUCCUCUUCCCCGCUGCCGUCUACGCUCUUGCAUACAACCAACACAACAAGUGGGAUUGGGCAGGGAAGCGGAAAGGGGAGUCGCUACUUCGCGCCGCGCCCGCACAGGAGUCGGAUUAA
Molecule: messenger RNA, 243 nt
Organism: Epithele typhae
Lineage: Eukaryota; Fungi; Basidiomycota; Agaricomycetes; Polyporales; Epitheliaceae
Exons: 5
Coding region: 1-243 (80 amino acids)
Source: RefSeq, a predicted model, not a curated record